AUGUAUUAAUGUAAAUCGUAAAUAUUUUGCUCCACAUUUGUGAUAACCUUAAUAGUUUAUUGAUAAAAUUAUUACACAUUUCCUACAUUCAGUAAAUCUUAAUUCAUAACAUUAGAAUAGGCCCUGUAAAAUCUACAGUGUUUUAAUGUUUCCAGGAUAGUGAAUAAUAUUAGUAACUUUUUGGUAUUAGCGUUUAGUGUCGUGUUUUAAAAUGGCAAGGAUUUUAAUAAGAAUCCUGGAUGAGUCGCGUAUAUCAAAUAGAUAAAUUAUAUGAUAUACUCAUAUAUUCUUUCAAUUAAAAUAUGGUAUUGUCUUCGUCAAAAUGAGCAGACGGAACAUGAGACUCAUUAUCAAUAUAAUUGCCUGUUUAUGUUUGAUCCUGCUUCCAAGAGUUCUAACCGAGCAAUGUUCUCAUACUAUAGUCGAGAAGAAUCUGACAAUCCAUUGUAAUAAUUUGUCAGUAGAAGAAUAUCUGGACAACAUGUUCGAAAUGAGAGUUGACAUCGGGGAUUUCCUGCAAGACAACAGCACAAAUAUCAGCAUAGAAUUAGAUCAAAACAACUUUACUCACAUCGAUGAAUGGAUCUACUUACCAUGGGAGGAGCGUUUAGAGAACAUUUUUACUUUAAGAAUAACCAAUUCAUCUAUAAACACCGUCAGAUCUUUAUCGAAAUUUCGAUUUUUAGAAACCCUAGAUCUCAGUAGCAAUAACAUUUCUGACUAUAACUUCCUAAACAGAAUGAAAAGGUUAAAAUACUUACAUUUAGGUUAUAAUAACUUCUCAGAUGAUAGCUUUUUAUUCGAUUAUAUCCGAAGGGAAACUACUAACUUAACUAAACUAGAUCUACGUCAUAGUAACAUAACAAACUUUACCAUUCCAUACGGGGUUGUAAAUGGUUACGAUUUAAGUUACAACAUUAAUUUAAAAAUGAUACUUUUUGAAAACACUCCUCCAGAUAUUCGAUUAAAUUUAAACCUUAGUGGUAACACGAAUCUCACUGUGAUCAAAAACAAAGUGUUUGACAGUUAUUACAUUUGUUUGUCCAGCAUUGACCUGUCGAACUCCCAUAAUAAUUUUAGCGAUAUACUUAAGAAUGUUCGUCCAUCACAUAGCAUUUCGUUAAAAAACAAUUAUCUACCAAACUUAAAUGAGACAACAUUCAAUCUCACUCAUAUUUAUUUGGACUGGUGCAUAUCUUCGCUUGGACUGUCAAUAGAUUUGUCUAAUGUCAGUAUGCAGAAUAUUUCAGCGGGAUUUUUUAAUUCCCGUCAACUAAAUUAUUUAAAUUUAAGUUUUAACAAUCUUACAAAACUAGAGCAUUCAUUUUUCGAUAAUUCUAGUGUCACUUCUCUAAACCUUUCGUAUUCCAAUAUAUCUUCUAUAGGAUCUAAUGUGUUCAAAAAUACGAACGUAAAAACCAUCGACUUAUCCAGAAAUAGCAUUAUCUCAUUAGAUGGAGUUAUUAAUCAAAUAUUUAGUAUAAAAGAAGCAUUGUUGGGUUUUAAUCUUGUUAAAAACAUCACUAAAGCUGUUUUUAAGAAAUGCAGAAAUUUGGAACUUGUUGACCUAUCAAGUGUUUACACUGACUAUGUCGGUAAAAAUGUAUUUGCCACAUUACCAUCCAUGAAGUAUUUGACAGUUAGUUUUAAAGGUUUCUUGAAUUUACCUGAAGUCCUAAAUAUGCACGUAUUAAAUUUAACUAUUGUAAAUUCCAAACUAGAUCGGUUAAAUUCAAGUUCGUUCAAAGGAUUCUAUAAGUUGGCUCAGUUAACUUUUAUCAAUUGUUCUGUCACUGGUAUCAGCGAGAACGCUUUUAAAGGGUUAUACAGUUUAAAAUAUCUGGAUUUUAAAGGACUAAACGCUCCCAGCAUAGAUCCCAAGAUAUUCAAGCCCUUAAAGGCAUUAGAAGAUUUGAAUUUAUCAAAUUUAAAUUUAAAAAAGAUUAAUUCAGAUCUUAGUGAAUUAUAUUCGUUGAAGAACUUAAAUUUAUCUUCAAACUCUUUAGUUUUGGAACAGUCGGCGUUUACUUCGUUGAAAAAAUUAGAGGUUUUGUCUUUAGCGAAUAAUAAGCUAUCAACUAUACCAGUUGGAAUAUUCUGGCCAUUAGAAAAAUUGACGCAUUUAUAUUUGAACAAUAAUGCUUUCCAGCAACUUUCACCCGGUGUAUUUUCUGGAUUAGGUAACUUGACACUCUUAGAUUUGUCUCAUAAUGGACUAUAUCGAACUAAAUUACACAUUUUGUUAUCGAUUUCGGUGGGUAAAAUGGAAUUUUUGUAUCUGCAAAAUAAUAAUCUAGGUAGUGAGUACGCUCACGAGGACAGUAAUUUAAGAAAAAACGAAUUUAAGAUGAUAUCUAACCACGCGUCAUUAAAGAAUAUCGACAUAAAUAAUAACGAAUGGCAAUGCACUACUCUUGUUGAUUUAAUAUCAAAUUUUAUGAGCAAAAACAUUUCCUGUUUACCUACAGACCCGGAGUACAAAACUACAAAUAUUAACGGAAUUAGAUGUACCUAUCUGGAUAACAUGUUCGAGUUGAGAGUUGACAUCGGAGAUUUAUUGCAAGACAACAGCACAAAUAUCAGCAUAGAACUAGAUCAAAAGAAUUGUACUCACAUCGACGAAUGGAUCUACUUACCAUGGGAGGAGCGUUUAGAAAAUAUUGUUACUUUAAGGAUACCCAAUUUAUCUAUAAACACCGUCAGAUCUUUAUCAAAAUUUCGAUUUUCAGAAACUCUAGGUUCCAGCACUAAUAACAUUUCUGAUUAUAACUUCCUAAACAGAAUGAAGAAGUUAAAAUACUUACAUUUAGGUUAUACUAACUUCUCAGAUUAUAACUUUUUAUUCGAUUAUAUCCGAAGAGAGACUACUAACUUAACUAUACUAGAUUUACGUCAUAGUAAUAUAACAAAUAUUACCGUUCCAUAUGGAGUUGUAAAUGGUUACGAUUUAAGUUACAACAUGAAUUUAAAAAUGAUACUUUUUGAAAACACCCUUCCAGAUAUUCGAUUAAAUUUAAACCUUAGUGGUAACACGAAUCUCACUGUGAUCAAAAACAAAGUGUUUGAGAGUUAUUACUUUUGUUUGUCCAGCAUUGACCUGUCAAACUCUCAUAAUAAUUUUAGCAAUAUACUUAAGAAUGUUCGUCCAUCACAUACUAUUUCGUUAAAAAACAAUUAUCUACCAAACUUAAACGAGACAACAUUCAAUCUCACUCAUAUUUAUUUGGACUGGUGCAUAUCUUCGCUUGGACUGUCAAUAGAUUUGUCUAAUGUCAGUAUGCAGAAUAUUUCAGCGGGAUUUUUUAAUUCCCGCCAAUUAAAUUAUUUAAAUUUAAGUUUUAACAAUCUUACAAAACUAGGGCAUUCAUUUUUCGAUAAUUCUAGUGUCACUUCUCUAAACCUUUCGUAUUCCAAUAUAUCUUCUAUAGGAUCUAAUGUGUUCAAAAAUACGAACGUAAAAACCAUCGACUUAUCCAGAAAUAGCAUUAUCUCAUUAGAUGGAGUUAUUAAUCAAAUAUUUAGUAUAAAAGAAGCAUUGUUGGGUUUUAAUCUUGUUAAAAACAUCACUAAAGCUGUUUUUAAGAAAUGCAGAAAUUUGGAACUUGUUGACCUAUCAAGUGUUUACACUGACUAUGUCGGUAAAAAUGUAUUUGCCACAUUACCAUCCAUGAAGUAUUUGACAGUUAGUUUUAAAGGUUUCUUGAAUUUACCCGAAGUCCUAAAUAUGCACGUAUUAAAUUUAACUAUUGUAAAUUCCAAACUAGAUCGGUUAAAUUCAAGUUCGUUCAAAGGAUUCUAUAAGUUGGCUCAGUUAACUUUUAUCAAUUGUUCUGUCACUGGUAUCAGCGAGAACGCUUUUAAAGGGUUAUACAGUUUAAAAUAUCUGGAUUUUAAAGGACUAAAUACUCCCAGCAUAGAUCCCAAGAUAUUCAAGCCCUUAAAGGCAUUAGCAGAUUUGAAUUUAUCGAAUUUAAAUUUAAAAAAGAUUAAUUCAGAUCUUAGCGAAUUAUAUUCGUUGAAGAACUUAAAUUUAUCUUCAAACUCUUUAGUUUUGGAACAGUCGGCGUUUACUUCGUUGAAAAAAUUAGAGGUUUUGUCUUUAGCGAAUAAUAAGUUAUCAACUAUACCAGUUGGAAUAUUCUGGCCAUUAGAAAAAUUGACGCAUUUAUAUUUGAACAAUAAUGCUUUCCAGCAACUUUCACCCGGUGUAUUUUCUGGAUUAGGUAACUUGACACUCUUAGAUUUGUCUCAUAAUGGACUAUAUCGAACUAAAUUACACAUUUUGCUAUCGAUUUCGGUGGGUAAAAUGGAAUUUUUGUAUCUACAAAAUAAUAAUCUAGGUAGUGAGUACGCUCACGAGGACAGUAAUUUAAGAAAAAACGAAUUUAAGAUGAUAUCUAAUCACGCGUCAUUAAAAAAUAUCGACAUAAAUAAUAACGAAUGGCAAUGCACUACUCUUGUUGAUUUAAUAUCAAAUUUUAUGAGCAAAAACAUUUCCUGUUUACCUACAGACCCGGAGUACAAAACUACAAAUAUUAACGGAAUUAGAUGUACCGUAUGAUCGAAAAAAACGGCGUCCCGUUGGCUGGGAAAUGACGAUCGAUGACAUUUCCCAUAUAAAUUUACAUAAAAAAUGACAGCGAUCUUCAUUUCAUAGCCAUUGCUGACGCCGUUUAUUUUCGAUCAUACGGUAUUUAGAUUAAGAGUAAAAUACGUCUCAUUAGAUGGGGUGUUAAUAUCAAUAUUCUUUAAAAAGCGGUGAUAAUCAUACAUCUUGACACUAAUAAAGAAUGACUAUGCACCACUCUAGUUAAGUUAAGAUCAAUUCAUAUUAGCAAAAACAUAACUUGUUUACCUAAAGACCUAGUAUAUGAAACUUCGAAAAAGAUUAACGGAAUUUGCUGUACUUAGAUUAAUUAUAAAAUAUUUGUGACAAUAACUUUUUGAUGACUUAUUUUGUACUUACUUUUUAAGCUGUAGUGUUCUAUGAAGUCAUUAAAUUAAGCAAUACAAAUCAUAAACAUUUCUUAUUAUAUCCCAUGUACUUCAAAAAACAAACGUUAUACAAAAUGACAACGAUCUUCAUUUCCACGCUAACUCUGACGCCGUAUUUAAUAUCUGGAUAACAUGUUCGAGUUGAGAGUUGACAUCGGAGAUUUAUAU
Molecule: messenger RNA, 5163 nt
Organism: Sitophilus oryzae (rice weevil)
Lineage: Eukaryota; Metazoa; Arthropoda; Insecta; Coleoptera; Curculionidae
Product: chaoptin-like
Exons: 3
Coding region: 323-4561 (1412 amino acids)
Cellular component (GO): extracellular matrix
Molecular function (GO): protein binding
Source: RefSeq, a predicted model, not a curated record